Molecule: messenger RNA, 2576 nt
Organism: Microcebus murinus (gray mouse lemur)
Lineage: Eukaryota; Metazoa; Chordata; Mammalia; Primates; Cheirogaleidae
Source: RefSeq, a predicted model, not a curated record
GCGCCCGGCCCGCGCCCCCGCGGUGGCGCUGGCGGUGGCGAUGGCAGCGGCCGCGCCGGGCCGGGCCCGAGCCGGGCCGAGGAGGGGCUGAGCCGCGGGGGAUCCUGGAAUCGCAGGGCGGUGGGGAUUCUGGGAGGAAAACUGCACUUCCUCCGUCCCCGCCGGCGGCUCCCCUCCACCCCGGCACCCCAAGUUCGGUGCGCCGCCGCCGGGCCGCAGGGCGUCGGGGUCGAGCGCGGCGGCGGCGCGGCCGGGAACAUGCUGGGCAUGUACGUGCCGGACAGGUUCUCCCUGAAGUCCUCCCGCGUGCAGGACGGGAUGGGGCUCUACACCGCCCGCGGCGUGAGAAAGGGUGAAAAGUUUGGACCUUUCGCUGGAGAAAAGAGAAUGCCUGAAGACUUGGAUGAAAAUAUGGAUUACAGGUUGAUGUGGGAGGUUCGUGGGAGUGAGGGAGAAGUUUUAUACAUUCUGGAUGCCACCAACCCACGGCACUCCAACUGGCUUCGCUUCGUCCACGAGGCACCGUCGCAGGAGCAGAAGAACUUGGCUGCCAUUCAGGAAGGGGAAAACAUUUUCUAUUUGGCAGUUGAAGACAUAGAAACAGACACAGAACUUCUGAUUGGCUACCUGGAUAGCGACAUGGAGGCUGACGAGGAAGAACAGCACAUUAUGACAGUCAUCAAGGAAGGGGAAGUUGAAAAUUCUGAAUCCACACCUGGCAGGAAAGGUCGCCCUGGCAGUCAAGAAGACUGUGCCUGUCCUCAUUGCGAGUCGAGUUUUACCAGUGAGGACAUUCUUGCUGAGCAUCUUCAGACGCUGCACCAGAAGCCCACAGAGGAGAAAGAAUUUAAGUGCAAGAACUGUGGGAAGAAAUUCCCAGUUAAGCAGGCUUUGCAAAGACAUGUUCUUCAGUGCACAGCGAAAAGCAGUCUGAAGAAUUCUUCGCGAGGUUUUCAGUGCUCUGUUUGCAAUUCUUCCUUCAGUUCAGCAUUGAGUUUUGAGCAGCAUCAAGAGACUUGCCGGGGGGAUUCCAGGUUCGUGUGCAAGGCCGGCAGCUGUGGGAAGAGGCUGAAGAGCAAGGAUGCCCUGAAAAGGCACCAGGAGAAUGUCCACACUGGAGAUCCUAAGAAAAAGCUCAUAUGUUCAGUGUGCAAUAAAAAGUGUUCAUCAGCAUCAAGCCUACAGGAACAUAGAAAGAUUCAUGAGAUAUUUGAUUGUCAAGAAUGUAUGAAGAAAUUUAUUUCGGCUAAUCAGCUAAAACGUCAUAUGAUCACGCACUCAGAAAAACGCCCCUAUCAUUGCGAGAUUUGCAAUAAGUCUUUCAAGAGGCUCGACCAAGUGGGUGCCCACAAAGUAAUACACAGCGAAGACAAACCUUACAAGUGCAAGCUUUGUGGAAAGGGAUUUGCCCACAGAAAUGUUUACAAGAAUCACAAGAAGACCCACUCUGAGGACAGACCAUUCCAGUGUGAGGAGUGCAAAGCUUUGUUCCGGACCCCAUUUUCUUUGCAGAGACACUUGCUAAUACAUAACAGUGAGAGGACUUUCAAGUGUCAUCACUGCGAUGCUACCUUUAAAAGGAAGGAUACGUUAAAUGUUCAUGUCCAAGUGGUCCAUGAAAGACACAAGAAAUACAGGUGUGAGCUAUGUAAUAAGGCAUUUGUUACACCUUCAGUGCUUAGAAGUCAUAAGAAAACUCAUACAGGAGAAAAGGAGAAAGUCUGCCCAUAUUGUGGCCAGAAAUUUGCUAGCAGUGGCACGCUGAGGGUUCACAUCCGAAGCCACACAGGUUUUCUUUCCUGUAGGACGUUAUACUGAGGAUUUUCAUGUUUAAUACCUUUUCCUUUUCUUCCAACUUUAUUAAGAUCUUAAAUUGUUGAACAUGUGAAAUGUUCUUAACCAAAUUUUAUAAACAUAUUCUUGGUUGACGGUUAAUAAGGAAUUAAUUUAAUAUCAUGAUGUUUGUCAUAAUUAUAAUUAUGGGAUUUUUAAAAUGUAUUUAUUUGGGGAAAAUACAUUUUAGAUGGCUAUGUUCUUGACUAAGUCUUCCUUUUAAUAAAUGUUUAAAGGGGAACUCAGUUGAAAAAAUCUUUUCUGGUGGUAUUUAAAAUUCUGAACUAUGUAUGUACUGCUAAUUUCUUUUUUGAAAUUAAAUUGUAGUGACUUCCAAAAUACCUUUUAUAAAUUUAGUUUGCUUUGUCACAUCAAAACUUGUCCUAGGCUUUUAAAAUUUUACUACCUUCUUUAUUAAGCAUAAAUACAAAGUAUGUUUGAUUUAUAAGUCCAAAAGAGGUUAUGGGCAUAAAGUUUGUUUUAUAAAAAGAAUAUUGUCCUGUUCCUAGAAGAACUGUUUAGAAUAGCAAAAUAUUGGAAAAGAGUCUAUAUAUAUCUAAUAUUGAAGGGGCUGGAUAAAUAAAUUAUGGCAUAUCUAUAAAUUGGAAUAUUAUGUAAAUAAUAAAAAUGAUAUUAUAACUAUAUAUUAAUUAUCAUGAAAAGAGACGAGACAGAUAAAUUAUAAAAGUGGAGUGAUAUAUUUUUAUAAGAAUAAAACUUUUGUUUAUUAAAGUCUGAGAUUA